AUGAACGGAGUGGUCGAAGCAGCUAAUAAGAACAUUAAAAAGAUUGUGCAGAAAAUGGUUGUGACUUAUAAGGAUUCACAUGAGAUGCUUCCUUUUGCGUUGCAUGGCUAUCAUACUUCGGUACGCACUUCGACCGGGACAACCCCCUUCUCUUUAGUUUAUGGCAUGGAGGCAGUAUUGCCUGUAGAGGUUGAGUUUCCCUCUCUACGCCUGUUGACAGAUGUCGAGCUUGAUGAAGCCGAAUGGGUACAAAACCGAUUGGAUCAGUUGAACCUCAUUGAAGAGAAGAAGAUGACUGCUAUAUGUCAUGGGCAGUUAUACCAGAAGCGGAUGAAGACAGCAUUCGACCGGAAGGUUCGGCCUCAGAGCUAUCAAAGUUGGCAAGAGUAUCUGGCCGUUUCAGCUGAUUCGACGCGUUUUAAGCAGAAAACAGUGUUUUAUUGCAAGUACGAAAUUCAUAACUUUUGCUCAGAAGACUGUUCCGCAAUGGUUCUUUAUCCGUCUAUUCCGUAUCAAAUUAUUCUACGUUUCAUAUGUGGGGGGAGAAGGCUAAUUCCUUGA
This is a messenger RNA of Lathyrus oleraceus (garden pea), 561 nucleotides long. RefSeq lists its product as uncharacterized. Lineage: Eukaryota; Viridiplantae; Streptophyta; Magnoliopsida; Fabales; Fabaceae. Bases 1 to 561 code for a protein of 186 amino acids. The record is from RefSeq and is a predicted model, not a curated record. The transcript has 2 exons. Gene Ontology annotation, molecular function: nucleic acid binding.